Molecule: messenger RNA, 1437 nt
Organism: Pecten maximus
Lineage: Eukaryota; Metazoa; Mollusca; Bivalvia; Pectinida; Pectinidae
Product: aldo-keto reductase family 1 member A1-like
Cellular component (GO): cytosol
Molecular function (GO): aldose reductase (NADPH) activity
Source: RefSeq, a predicted model, not a curated record
GAUCCUAAAUCCUAUGCAACAGUACAGGGAUUUCUCACUGUUAGACACACAAGUGUCAGACUAACACACCACAGCGGUAUUGAAACUGUAAACAUGUCGUCUGGAGUUCCUCUUACUGUUCCCAUGCCAGGGAAGCCGUACCCUACUGUUGGGUUUGGAACAUUUACCAUAUUGGGAAAAACCGGUACCCCGGAUGAAGUAUACAAUGCGGUCAAGAUCGCCAUAUCAGAAGGUUACCGACACGUGGACUGUGCGUUGGUGUACGGUACUGAGAAGGCAGUUGGGGAUGCUAUAAAGGCGAAAAUCAACGACGGAACCAUUACCCGGGAUGACAUUUAUAUAACCACAAAGCUAUGGGAUACACACCACAACCCUGACCACGUAGAGGGUGCUCUGAAACAGUCAUUGCGCAAUCUCCAGACAGAUUAUAUUGACCUGUACCUCAUGCACAAGCCAUUUGCGUUAAAGGAUGGAGAUGACCUAUUUCCAAAGGACGCUGAAGGUAACAAUGCCUUCGCUGACCACGAUUAUAUUGAUACUUGGAAGGCGAUGGAGAAAAUGGUUGGAGCAGGACUAACGAAGACCAUAGGUAUUUCAAACUUCAAUAAGAAACAGGUAGAAAGGCUGUUAAGUGGAGCUUCGAUAAAACCAGCUAAUAUACAGAUAGAAAUCCAUCCGUAUUUCCUGAAUGAGAAGCUGGUUGCUUUCUGUAAACAAAACGGGAUGACCGUCACAGCUUACGCCCCCUUGGCGAACCCUGGCAGAACAUGGAAGACAGCAGACGAUCCUGUCCUGUUUGAAGAAAAGGUUUUAAAAGAUAUUUCUGCUUCGAAGGGAAAAUCGGUUGCCCAGGUGGUGAUGAGGUUCCUCCUACAGCGAGGUUUCGUCAAUCCCAAGAGUGUUACUCCGGCCAGGAUUAAGGAAAACAUACAGUUAUACGACUUUGACCUGUCCGAGACGGAAAUGAAGCAAAUUGCUGGAUUAGAUAGAAAUCUGCGGUUAUUCUGGGAAGACAUUGGUAAAGGUCACAAAUACUAUCCUUUCAACGACGAGUACUGAGUUCUGAAGAAACAGAGACCAAGCAAGCCUUCUAGUAAAGAUCAUAAUAAACCUUCCAUUGAAAUACCAUGCUGACAACUGUCGUGUUGAUUGUAUCAGCAACAUUUUGUAGUUUCUGUCGUCAAGGAUACUGACUUUAAGGACAAGAUUUUACUUUUUCUCGUGAAUGGACAUGUAUUUGCUUUCUGUUACAUGAAUAAAAAUAUAUACAAUUUCAGAAAGCAGGCUGGCUGAUAUUUUCUAUUUAUUGUUAAUAUUAUUCAUUCCUGGAGAUGUAAAGAUUGCCAGUUUCUAUCUCAUCUCAAACAUUAAUGAAGAAGUAUAAUUCGCUAUAAUGUAACAAACUCGACAAACAUCUAUUUCUUCCACAGAAAACAA